AUGCAUUGCAAAGUCUUGCUGGAGGAUAGGUGUGAUUUAUGUGAGGAAAGUGAAUCUUCAGGCCACAUCUUGUGGGGGUGUCACAUUGCAAGGGAAGCUUGGAAUGAAACAAGUCUCAAGCCUGACAGUCCAAGCCAAUCUCUAAAGGAGUUCAUUGAUGUUGUCUGGUUGUUGAUGGAGACACUGGGAGAGAAAAACUGGGAGGAGUUUGCUAUCAUGGCUUGGCUUUUAUGGAAUAAUAGGAACUGUGUAAGGCACGGAGGCAGCUACAAAAGUGGGAAGUCCAUAGCUUGGGAAGCUAGAAAAUAUGAGACAAAGGUGCAUGACUCCUUACCAACCCAAUGCAAUGCCGCUCUAACUACCUCUCGGACAAAGUGUUGGGUUCCUCCCCUCCCUGGUAAGUACAAAGUUAACAUAGAUGCUGCUGUGUUUAAGGAACAAGGCUGCUGUGGGGUUGGUGUUGUAAUUAGGAAUGAUAAAGGGCAACUGAUGGGUGCCAUAAGCAAACGGGUUGAAUUCCCGUUGGGGGCUCUAGAGGCAGAAGCUAAAGCAGCUGAGAUAGGAGUUUGUCUGGCUUGA
Quercus lobata is the source of this 579-nucleotide messenger RNA. RefSeq lists its product as uncharacterized. The record is from RefSeq and is a predicted model, not a curated record. The transcript has a single exon. NCBI's taxonomy places the organism in Eukaryota, Viridiplantae, Streptophyta, Magnoliopsida, Fagales, Fagaceae. The coding region runs from base 1 to 579 and encodes 192 amino acids. Gene Ontology annotation, molecular function: nucleic acid binding; RNA-DNA hybrid ribonuclease activity.